GCCAACGAUGCAGACGCGUCCGCUCCGGCAAAAGUCAACUCGUAUUUAACUGUAACUGCAAACUGUAACUGAAACUGUAUCUAGUGCACAGUGGUGCCAAAGUCAAAGUUUUCGGUGUGUGUCAGUUGUCGAAAGUGCGUGUGCUUCCUGAUCCCGAGCUUUGCAGCUCGUUUGUUUUCUAUUGCUGUUGCUAAUAAGUUGUUGUAGUGCCUUCAACUGGAAGAUACAUACAAUAACCUCAAGUAUAUACAAAAGGAAAAAAAUAAAAAUAACAGCUAGUGAAAUUUUUUGUUAAACGCGUUCAUUGCACCGCUCAUUGGCUCAACGGAUUUCUCGACCUCCCCUUCCCCGCCCGUCGCGCCGUCUGAAGCGCCCCUCGAUCGUCGUUCGCCGUCGACUGCUAAUUCCGCAAAUUAAACAAAAUUAAAACAUUAAUUGAGCCAAAGCGGUGAAAGAGAGAAAUAGCAUCAGCCGCUGCCCACUUGCAACAAUUUGAGCUGUGUAGCGUUUCCCAAAAUAAACUCAGAAGAAGAGGCAGUAAAAAGCGGCAGAUAUCUGUUUCAUAUAUUGUUGUUGCUGCUGUUUAUGGCAUUUCGGCUAUGACGCGAAGCAUGCAACUAUUCGCCAUUAGGCUGGGAUUGGUCCUCUUGGCCACAUCCAGCUAUGCGCAAACACAACAGGAAUCCAACUCAAAAUGGUCACGGCAACUGGAGUCUGUGGGUCCCUCCGAUACGGAUUCCCUCGACUGGGUGCCACUCGCUCAGCCGCUAGAUGAGAGUGGCAAGGACCGUUCCGGCAAUGGACGUGUGCUCACCUAUUCGCAAUCCUUUCCGCCCAGCGCACGUUUCGGCGAUCUGACCAAGCCAACUGGCUCACAGUUCGACUUCCCUUAUCAGUUCCAACGCUACCCUAACGCAGCCGGUGCCCAGGCACUGCCACUGCGUCAUCAGGGACCACCACCACCGCAACUGAAGGCAGCCGCCUCACAGGAGCCCACCUCACAGUCGUUCUUCAAGUUCGAGAUGCCCUUCCAUAAUGAGGCUGGCCAGCCACAGUCUCCGCCCACGCUGCAGACUGGCUAUCAGAUUCAACACUCCUUUGGCUCUGGUGGUACCACUGGCUUGAGUGCCCCCUCCUCAAUCUUUAGCCCUCCCUCGCUGUUCGGUCAGCAGCCGCAGCAGUUCUCGGAUUUCGCAGCGCUGCCGCAGAAACCCUUCGCCCAGGCCUUGAGCAAGCCUCUGCAUCAGCAGAACUACGUUCAAGACUCGCUGCCUGUUAAGUCACAUGGCAAACCGUUGCCCACCCAGGCAUCGCUGCAGAGCGUCACCCCUCAAGUCUUUCCCGUGGAUCCCGAGCCAGAGACCGUGUUCGGUUUGAACAAACCCGCAUCGCAAGCAGUGGGAGCCGCCUCAACCAAUGCGGGCAACUCGCAGCAGGAAGUGCAGUUGCUCUAUGUGCCCUACGACACGCUCUACAAUCAGCAACGUCAGCCACAGAGUCCAUCCUCCUCUAGCCUGGGAGCGAGCAGUAGUUUCGAUGUGAACAAGUUCAAUGUAAACGGCGGUCUGCCCGCUGUCAAUCCCUAUCAGAUCAAUCAGUUCUACACACAGGACCCCAGUGUGGGCAACAGUUUCUUUAACGGCGGCACCACAACACGUCCAAGCACCACAACAUCACAACCACAGCACAUUUUCCAGAGCUUUGGCCAGCCACAACCGCAAGCGCAACCGCAGUUCACAACCGCCAAACCCAAGCCAAAGGCUCAUCAACCACCUUUAGCCAUGUUCCUGCUGCGUCCCAAUUCUCGACCCACUCAGUCGGAUGUGGUUGCUGCUCUGCGCAGUGCUCACAGCAUCUCUGUGAUUGAUGCACCCACCAAGCAGACACCCGAGAUCUUCGUUGGCCCCGCUGGCAUGCCGAUUCCAGAAGGUUAUGUCAAGUUCGAUCUGCCGUAUCUAUCGCAAUUGACGCACUCGCGCGACCUCAAUGAUGUUUCCUUCUUUGUGGCGCCUCUCAGCUACCGCACACCUAACGGCUUCAACAAGAUUCUGCUACCCGAACCUCAUGUGGGGUCAAUUGUCAUCAAUCGGGCCAAGGACAUCCAAGAGUUGGUUCAACCCCAGCAACAGCAACAGCCACAGCCUCUGCCGCAACCUGUUCGCUCUCAACGUCCUUACACUCCACCAGUGGCCAGCACACGUAAUCCAUUCGAGACCUCGACCCAAGCUCAACGAGUGACAGCCAGUCCCACGCCCACCAGAGGCAACAAGUUUAGCUACUACUACGUGCAGGACGGCAUUCAGGAGGUCAACUCUCCCAAGCUGCCCGCCAAGCAGGAGCGCCACAAGAAGAAGCGUCCACAACACGUCCAGCAGCCCGUUGAGCAGACUGUUUAUCGUGCGCCCGCCAAAACGCAGAAUCCAUUCGAUACACUCAACCAAAUUGGAGGCGAUGAUUUCUUCAGCACACUCAGCACGAAACCCAGCUCUACAUCGACGACUUCCACCUCUACUUCGACUACAACUACGUCAACCACCUCGACGACGGCGCCACCUCAGACGCUCUUCACCUACGGCUCUCACCCACAGGUCGAGUUCCCCAGCUCUAAUGGCCAACUGUAUCCCCAGUUCGACACCGCAUCACACCAACAGCAACAGCAACAGAUACAAGAGCAGCUGCCACGUCUCACCACUCGUCCGCCAACAUCUACCACCGAGGAGGAGCAACGCAUGAAGCAAUACUUCCGCCAGCAGGAUGCCUUCCGUCAGCGGCCACAGACCACAUCUCCACCCUUUGAGCAGGUGCAAUACACGCCAACCUCUUUGGACUUUGAUGCACCAGUGCCAACUACACAGAAAACCAAACAACGUGUGACCAUCUACACGCCGGGAGCAGUGCCUGUCACCACCUCAGAUGUGGGCUACAAUGUAGAUCCCCAAGCGCAGGCGCCACUCAAUCACCGUCCUAGCUACAACCAGAACGAGGUCAUCGACGGCCCCAAUGUAGAGUAUGAGCCCAAUCCUUAUCAUGUGCCCUCCGAGCUGCCCCCUCUGACUCCUGACAUUCCUGGACUGGUGAACAAUCUGCAGGAGAAGGAUAAGUUGCUCCCGACAACGACACCUAUCAGCGAACCAGAGACACGUCCCACACGCCGCCCUGUGCUGCGCACUCGCAAGCCAGUCACAUCCAAGGUUACAUCUUCUGUGUCGUAUUCGGAGUCGGAGAGCAACACCAAGCAGCCCACACACCGCAUACGUCGUCCUUAUGGCACCAGGGUCAACUCCGCAGCGGCCACAGGCAGUGGAGACCAAGGCGAGGAGACUGUUACCACCACUCGUCGUCCAGGAACAGUACGUAAUCCUCUGUUGCGCAAUCCAAAUCGCAUACGUUACCAACCCACUACCGAGGAGCGUCAGUCACUGAAGGUGAAAACCAAGAAGCACAAGGGCAAAAAUGGCAAGCCCAGUGAAGAUCAGGAUUUGGACUAUCAACGCGAUGUACUUAAGCAGAACUAUCCCGUCUUCAAGGCAGCCUCACGGCGUCCAACCAGCCCCACAGCAAUUCCCAGCUCCUACGAUGUGGGCAAUACCGAGGGGCCAGCCUCGGAGACACAGCAAGUCUACACUGUGACUCCCAGUAACAGCAUCGACAAUACCGAUCAGAAUGUGUACCCAGCCAACCUAUUGGAACCUAUGCAGAUUGCCCAGCACUAUAAUGAGUUCUCCAAGGACAACUACGGACCGGGCUAUUUCCCAAAUCAAGAGGAUCUUAACCCCACUGAGGCAUUUGUGCGCAACGAAGUCAGUCCGAUCUUCACGACAUUAGCCACCACCACACCAUCAACCACAACGACCACUACAACAACUACAGUGAGAACAACCACAGAGGAGCCUGUCACAACAACCACACGUCGUUCUCCCUUCAUUCGCCGUAAUUAUCCACGAGUGCGCACCACAACUACAACCGAAGCACCAUUGACCACAACGACGCCCUCAGAAGAGCGACCUUCGAUUCGUUCUCGUCUUCCCCCACGUCGCGUGGUCAAGGUGCGUCAACGCCAGCGUCGACCAUCGCAUCCAGCUUCGUCAACAAGCGCACCCGAGGAGGAAUCGGAGCCCGUGACCCAAAAGCAGAAUCUGCGUAAACUAAGUCGUUACAACCAGGAACAGCCCGAAAAGGAGCAAACCCCACGACGCCGCUAUAAGCAACCCUUCCAGCUGGAGGGCCAGGAAUCACAAUGGUCGCCAGCAUCGGAGACGGGCAACAGCAACGUCAACACCAAUAGUAACAGCUUUAAACCACUCAAUCCCAAAUAUUCAUCAAAGAGCGAGUCUCACAACUUUGAAAAUGAACCGGAAAUUGUUACGGCUGGUCCGACGAAUCAACCGGAAACCUACGAGUUCAACGUAGCUGCUAAUCUCGGUGGAUCGUCUGGACAGCGGACAACGCCCGCCAUUAAGGCACCCAACCUAAAACCUGAAAAAUCCUUUGCGGAAUUGUUGGAGGAGGUAAUGGGCAAGGCGCCCGAAGAACUCGCCACAGAAAUGCCCACGAGCAGCACCAUCAGCCGUCUUAAUAGGCGUGGUAAAUGGAAGAAGACUCGCCUCUCAGCUGGCGCCGACAACAAUGAGAACUUUGAAACAGCCGAGUCACAGAAUCUCGGACCCCAGCUCAUCAAUUCCCUAUACUCUGCUAGCGAGAAGUCUGAGGAGGCUCAGAAGACCACAACACCACUGACGCCAACGUCAACAACCGAAGUACAGACAACUGAGGCAAUAAGUACCACAACAGCAGCUUUGACCACUCCCGAGGAAUACGAGGUGACCACCGCCACGACACCAGAUGUCACCACAGUUGCCACAACGCUGGCCAUGAACGAGGACAGCGCGACACGUCGCAUGGACACGGCAGCUGAUGUGGAUGAUCUUGACACACAACCAAGUAUCUUCUCGGAGGUACGACAGCAGCUGCACGAUCUCUUUGCUAUCGAUGAGAGCGAGGAUGAGGCGGUAACAGCUGCUCUGGCCGCGGUUGGCAAGCGGCGACAGGAAUAUACAAGUAUCAAGCGCACUAAGGCGCCAUCGACGCCUGCAGAGAGCUCCACGGAAGGUCUGAGCGAGGGGCAGGCAGCGACAACGACGGCCACACCCACAGACGGCAAGGAUAAGGAUAAUUUCCACAAGGAUCUAAUGGAGCAUGUGGUCUAUGCGACGUCCACAUCCACGAAAGUCACCUCCGAGACAGAGAUUUGCUACCGCGGACGUUGUAUACGUUCCGAGGAUCUGCCCGCCAAUCACAAGCUGCACUGAGCUCCAGGCGGAGCAAUCGCCACAGUCCCCCUCCAUGUAAAUACAUAAGUGCAACGAUACAUCAGUUGGGGGUAGUAAGAAAUGAGCGCGUCCUGUGCAACGUAAGCAGCAGGAAUCUUCUCGCCAGCCCCCUUAAGUAUCCGGUUGUAAUUACUUAGCUUUAAAUACAAAUAUUUUCUAAGGAGUAAGAGAACUUAGCGAGAGAUAACAGAGCAGCAGAAAGAGAAAAUUAUACAAAUACAAAUACAACAUAUAAUAUAAUACUUAAAUAUCGUAUUGAAUAUUCGAAUCUUUCGAAAUUAUAGUAAAUAUAUUAGAUAAAAUAGUAAACAGCAUAGUUUAGCAUUAAAUUAAUAAAUAAUACCGCAUAGUAAGCCUAAGAUUUGUACAAUAUAACAACGACAACUAACAAAUAAAUAAAGAAUCGAAAUCGUUA
Molecule: messenger RNA, 5745 nt
Organism: Drosophila sulfurigaster albostrigata
Lineage: Eukaryota; Metazoa; Arthropoda; Insecta; Diptera; Drosophilidae
Product: mucin-2
Exons: 6
Coding region: 600-5309 (1569 amino acids)
Source: RefSeq, a predicted model, not a curated record